This is a messenger RNA of Dentiscutata heterogama, 1038 nucleotides long. The record is from the annotation of a GenBank genome assembly. Lineage: Eukaryota; Fungi; Glomeromycota; Glomeromycetes; Diversisporales; Gigasporaceae.
AUGAGCGAAGAUAUAAGAAAUAUCUUAUUAAUUGGUCGUACAGGUCAAGGUAAAUCGGCCUUAGCCAAUAUGUUAGUAAAUGAUGAGAAAAAUUUUAAACAAAAUGGAGAAUUCAAUGAAAUUUUUAAAGAAAGUGAUAAAAGUCUUAGUCAAACUAAAAAGAUUCAAGAAGACCUAAGAACAGUAUUAGUUGAAAUAGCUAAAGGAUGUAAAAAAGUUAAGAAAGGAAUAAAUCAAAUUUUAUUUGUAUGUGGAGAAAGAUUAACACCAGAAGAAAUUGUAGCUUAUGAUAUAUUGAGAAAUAUUCUUUUUGAUAAAAAAAUUGAUAAAGAUAUUACUAAGUAUACCACUAUCGUUCGAACAAAAUUUUAUAAUUUUGAAAAUGAAGAAGAAUGUGAAAGUGAUAUCCAAUUAUUGCUUGAAGAUAGUAAUGAAGCGAUUGUUGAAGUAAUUGAAUCAUGUGAUAGGAGGGUUGUUCAUUUAGAUAUUCCACCAUUAAAUAUAAAGGGGGAAGGAAAGCAAAGUCAAAUUAAUGUUAAUAAAAAGGUUCGUAAGGAAGCCAGAAAGAAGAUAUUAAAUCAUUUAGCAACUUGUCAAGAAGUUUACAGACCAGAGAGCUUAAAUAAGAUAAACAAAAGAAUUGAUGACUUAUUAAUAAAUGAAAAUGAAAAAUUGAAAAAACAACUCGAAACAUCACAAAAAAAGCUCGAAAAAUUGCAAGAACAAUUAAAUAAUGCAGAGAAAAAAGAAGAAAGAUUAUUGACAGAAGCAUCAGAAGGAUCGUUUCAAGAACAGCUAAAUAAAGCAUUGAGAAGACUAUCAUUAAAUGAAAGAAGAGAGUCAGAUGAAUUAAAAAGGAAAAUGGAUGAACUAAGAAAGGGAAUAGACGAAAUAAGAAGGAAAAUAGAAAAUAAUGAGAGAUCUAUAGAAACUGGUCUUUUUGAGGCCAUCGGUAAAGGUUUAGAUAAAUUGAUUGAGUUAUCGACAACAUUGGUAGGAAUAGCAGCAUUUGAUGUUAGUAGAUGCCAAAUUUUGUAA